AUGCCUAUUAUUACGUGGAGAUCAAUUGACGAAAGUCUAUCCUUGAAAUGGAAGAUUGUUGUCACGCUCCUGACAAUCUACACUGUCCGUAUCAUAGGAGGUCGCAUUACCAAAGAACGAGCAAGGCGGAAGUUCCGCGAAAGACACGGCUGCUUUCCAGUGACAUGCCAACUGCCACUCAAGGAUCCAUUCUUUGGCAUCGACUUCAUCUUGAAGUUAAUGGAGGUGUUUAAAGAAAAGCGACUUUUGGAAACAUUUGCCAAUGACCUUUACAAGACAGUUGGUACCACCUUUCUCGUGGAACGUGGUUCUCAGCAGACCAUAUUCACAAUCGACCCGGAAAACAUCAAGACAGUCCUUGCUCUCAAGUUCAAAGACUACGGACUUGCUUUCCGAGCCCCAUUGUUCAAUCCCGUCACCGGAGGUGGCAUGUUUGUUUCUGAUGGCGAAGAAUGGGCGCACUCACGGGCUUUGAUGCGUCCAACCUUUGCCCGUGAUCAAGUGGCCGACCUCGGCUUGACAGACCGACACGUCAGAGACCUUGUGUCAAAGAUACCCAUCAACACUGCUUUCAAUUUGCAGGAACUUCUCUUCGACUUCACCAUGGACACUGGUACUGAGUUCCUCUUUGGCGAGUCAACAGAUACACUUUGCAACCCUACCAAAGCAAGCCAACAGUUUACCAAAGCCUUUGACUUUACUCUCAAAGAUGUGGCUUACCAGGCAAGACUGGGCCCAUUCCGUCGCUUCCAAGGCUCUCGAAGAGCUGCACAUGAUGCCUACCAGGUCUGUCGCUCCUAUGUCGAGCGCUAUGUUGAUCAAGCUAUGGCUCUUCGCACAUCGACUUCGGUGGGAGAAGUGCCAAAAGAUCAUGAAUCACAAAAUCGACACGAUAGUCUGCUGAGGCAGCUUGCUAGUUCGGGCGUAUCAAAGGAAAAGAUACGUGCAGAGCUACUGAGCGUCUUGAUAGCGGCAAGAGAUACGACUUCCAAUCUGUUGGGUAAUCUCUUUUUUGUGCUUGCACGCAGACCAGAUAUCUGGGCCAAGAUUCGAGAUGAAGUUAAACAUUUAGACACCAACGUACCAACAUAUGAGCAGCUUCGUCAUCUUACAUAUGCCAAAUACUGCAUCAACGAAUCAUUGCGCCUUCAUCCUCCCGUGCCCAGUAAUGGGCGCAUGGCAUAUCGAGAUACAAUUCUUCCUCGUGGUGGUGGCCCAAACGGUGAUCAGCCCAUUCAUAUUCCCAAAGGCUCCAUGGUGAAUUACACUGUCUAUGCCAUGCAUCGCCGCAAAGAUCUAUAUGGUCAAGAUGCUGAAGAAUUUCGUCCUGAGAGAUGGGAGUCUCUUAGACCCUCGUGGUUCUUCCUACCUUUCAACGGGGGCCCACGUAUUUGUCUUGGUCAACAAUACGCUAUUACUGAAUCUUUAUUGGUCAUGAUGCGGUUCGCUCAAAAGUUUGCAUCAAUACGAUCGAUGGACACAAAGCCCUGGACCGAGGAGAUCGCGCUUGGCUGUGGCAAUGCUAAUGGGGUCUAUGUUUCGUUCCAGAGAGUAUAG
Messenger RNA from Fusarium coffeatum, 1557 nucleotides. RefSeq lists its product as uncharacterized. The coding region runs from base 1 to 1557 and encodes 518 amino acids. The record is from RefSeq and is a predicted model, not a curated record. Gene Ontology annotation, molecular function: oxidoreductase activity, acting on paired donors, with incorporation or reduction of molecular oxygen, reduced flavin or flavoprotein as one donor, and incorporation of one atom of oxygen; heme binding; iron ion binding. Lineage: Eukaryota; Fungi; Ascomycota; Sordariomycetes; Hypocreales; Nectriaceae. The transcript has 3 exons.